This is a messenger RNA of Lutra lutra (Eurasian river otter), 3107 nucleotides long. It is a transcript of the gene TMEM150C, whose product is annotated as transmembrane protein 150C. NCBI's taxonomy places the organism in Eukaryota, Metazoa, Chordata, Mammalia, Carnivora, Mustelidae. The transcript has 8 exons. The coding region runs from base 335 to 1084 and encodes 249 amino acids. The record is from RefSeq and is a predicted model, not a curated record.
CUCAAGACCCACUUUUGGGAAGCAUUGAUCUAAGGCCUCCGCAAAUCACUGAGUACUUCCCGAGGGCCCUACGCUGAAUGCUUCACAUGUAUUACGUUGCUUCUCAGGACAGUCCUGUGAGCCUCGCCACGAUCCCAUGGUACCUCCAAUCCCAGGAAGUCGGAGAGGCAGGAUGUGAGCCCCAGGUAGUCGGUGACAGAUCCCCCCCCUUCCACAGUGCAGUGUGACAGUGAUGUGCAGCGGGACAGCGGCACACCUCUGAGGCUCAGACAUUGCGUAGCCUUGCACAAGCACAGAAGUGAGCAGACCACAGCCAUCCUCUGAUGGUACAGGCAUGGAUGGGAAGAAAUGCAGUGUAUGGAUGUUUUUACCUCUUGUAUUUACUUUGUUUACUUCAGCUGGAUUAUGGAUAGUAUACUUUAUAGCUGUGGAAGAUGACAAAAUUUUCCCAUUAAAUUCAGCUGAAAGGAAACCGGGUGUGAAGCACGCACCUUAUAUAAGUAUUGCAGGUGACGAGCCCCCAGCAAGCUGCGUGUUUAGUCAAGUCAUGAACAUGGCAGCCUUCCUAGCUCUUGUGGUAGCUGUUCUGCGCUUCAUACAACUGAAACCCAAGGUUUUAAAUCCAUGGCUGAAUAUUAGUGGAUUGGUGGCGCUGUGCCUGGCUUCCUUUGGAAUGACCUUACUUGGUAAUUUUCAGCUCACGAACGACGAGGAGAUCCACAAUGUCGGCACGUCCCUGACCUUCGGCUUCGGCACGCUGACCUGCUGGAUCCAGGCCGCCCUGACGCUCAGGGUGAACAUCAAGAACGAAGGGCGGAGAGUGGGCGUCCCGCGCGUGGUGCUCGCCGCCUCCGUCACCCUCUGCGUGGUCCUCUAUUUCAUCCUCAUGGCCCAAGGCAUCCACAUGUAUGCGGCCCGGGUCCAGUGGGGACUGGUCAUGUGCUUCCUGUCUUACUUUGGCACCUUUGCUGUGGAGUUCCGGCAUUACCGCUACGAGAUUGUGUGUUCCGAGUACCAGGAGAAUUUCCUGAGCUUCUCCGAAAGCCUGUCGGAAGCUUCUGAGUAUCAAACCGACCAGGUGUAACCCGUCAGCUUCUCCUUGCCGGUGAGGUGGGUGCGCUGGGGGGAGGAGCCGGAAGGACACACCCACGGGACUCGGUACAGAACCUCUUCACACAUUUUCCACCCACACGUUCAUGGCCACAUCUGCCAAAUGAGCUUUUCAGGGCAAGGUAUGUCUUUAAUGGAAAAGCACAAGCCCUUAUGUGUCGAAAUACAUGCUGUUACACUGAAAACAUAUGCACGACAGAGCCAGAAGCCUGUGCAUGAUCACUUCUCCUUUCCCUCUCUCUCCCAGUUAUCCCUGCUGUUCUCAUUCUCUCACACGUUUCAGACUUCGUGAUCUCCCUGCCACAGAGUAGGGCGGGCCAAAUGUAACACGGGAAUAAUGCCAACUCCCAAAGUGGCCUUCAGAUCCAAAGGGCUUGGACCCAGCUCAUGAGGAAGUUCUGAAUCUGGCGCUCAGACUCCUGAAUGGACUGCGGAUCAUCUGACUGGAUGGAAACUGCAGUGAUGGGACCCCUGUAACCCAUGGAAAGGUCUGGGGUCUGGAACUUAACUCCUUUCACCAUGGUUCGGUGGUCGGCCGUGUGGAGUCAAGGAGAGGAGUAGGCUACAAGCCCAUCACCGUGAUUUGGACUUUACUGUGACUGAGAACUAUUUCCAAAUGUGAAUAUUUGUAGGGGUGUGGUCUGCCAGGCAUGGGACAAGAUGGGGGCAGUGAGGGUGUGGGGUCGUUUUUGCUUCUGUAGUAUGCUAUGUACAGCUUUUGUUUCAUAGUUCAUAGUUUGCCUUCUUUUUUUCUUUAAGUAACUACCGUGGGUCUCUUGAGGCCCAUGGACAAAGAAGAUGUAGGCCAAGUGCAAGAGCUAAGCUUGUUUUGGGUUCAACCAUGAUAAAAGAAAAAAAAAAAAAAAGGUGACCUGCAGGCUUCAUUUGCUGCUUUUUAAAAGGUUCAAAGCUAAGAAAAUGUUCACAGAAAAGCACAAAGAAAUAUUUGUGGAGGUAAUAAAAAGAGCUCCUGCUGGACAUUUAUAAAAGGAGUCUUAGAGUAUCUUGUUACAAGUCCAGAUCAAGGGAGAGCUUCUUAACAUGUAUCUGUAGCUCAAAUUUAGUAUUUGAUUGGGGCGGGGAGGUGGCUUAAGGGCUUUUUCAUACUUGGGAUUUAUAGAAACCAGCUAAACGAUCACCCCUUCCCGCCCAAAACCGGCACGGCUGAUCCCCUGCUGCCCAACAUACACUUUCCACCUGCACAGAGUUUAAAACGCAAACUGGAGGCCUCGGCUUUUGGGGCCGUGCUUCAUAAAGAGCAGAAUUCUAAGUUCAAAAUGCCCUGCAGUGGGCCAUGUUGACAGACUCUCCAUGAAUGCACUUUGUUUCAGAAAGUCCCCAAAUGUACUUCCCAGGAGCCUGGGACCUCAUGGAAUGUAAUGUGAAAAACGCUGUUUUUUUAAUUCAACCCAGACUUGGACUCUUGAGGAAGGGGUUCAUGACUUUUCAUCUCUGUGUUUCUCUCUGCCUCCCAGCACAGUGCCUGGCACGUAUGGGUGCUGAACAAAUGUCUGUUCAAUAGAAUGACUGGUAGUUUAAGAGCAGGAGAAAGGAGUACCAGAGAAAGAGUCAUAGAUGAGCGAGCAGAUGACUGUUUCAAGCAAGCAGGAAUGGAAGAAAUCCGAGAGUAGGAGCAGAUGGGGAUGAGAACCCCUACGAGGGAUACGUGAAAUGUGAGGAAAGAAUCAAGAAGCCGAGAACAUUCUGCUACGAAAGAGGCAUCUUACUGUACAUAGUCCAAGGUGACAUUUAUUAUUUUUGAAUACUGCUUUUGGGUUUGUUUUUUCAUUUUUAUAUUUUAAGAAAUUUUAAUCAGAAAACAAAGACUUAUGAAGUUUUCUUUUACUCUGCACAAUCCAAAUUAAACAGCUUUUGGUGAUGCACUGUAUACUUUCUUAAGUAUAUCUAAAUAGCACAUUUUAGCAGAAUCAAGCAGUGACUGGCAUUAUUCAUUGGGAUCUGACCACUAAAUAAAAUUCUUUUAUGCAGAAUUAUGA